UCAUCAUCAUCAUCAUCCUCAUCCUCCGCAUCAACGUCGUCUUCACUGUUCUUCUCAUCUGAUUUCUCCUCUCCCUGAAGAAGAAAAGGCAAAGAGGAAAAUUGAUUUGUUCACUCGUCAGUUGAGAUACGAACAAGUUGAUAGAUAGAUAGAAGCAGCAGUCGUCAUACCAUAUUUCUGAGAUUUCAAGGAGAGACCCAAAUAACUCGGUUUCAUACCAUUCUUAUCGCGACCUUUUCAAAUCGGACCGGCUUCUAGUACUACAGACAAUUCCUCCAGCUUUCUCUCUCUGUUUCCCUAGUUUAUACAUAUAUGUAUUUUUCCUUUUUAAUAAUGCGGCCUAGCCUGCGGUUUUUCUCGCUGGUGGAGCCGAUCGGAAAGUCACCGGCGAUUUGAUGGAAUCGUUGGUGCUUCUGGACACGUUGUUUGAUGGAGUUAAAGAUCCACUGUAGUCGAUGCGUUGGUUCUUCGAAAUUCAGGCUGUUUCGGACCAAGAUUCGGUUCGCCAUUGUGUUUUUCGAGAUUGUACUGAUUUUGGUAUGGUUAGAAGCUGCAUAUUCAAAACCUCAAGAACACGAAUUGCAGCUAGGAGCAGAAAAGGGUGGCAAAAACAUUUUAACACAUUCCUGUAUUCAUGAUGAAAUACUUAAACAAAGGAAGAGACCAGGUCGCAAGGUUUAUUCUAUUACUCCUCAGGUUUACAAGGGGUCUGAUAUCUCAAAACUCCUUCACCACAAGGGAAGGGCGUUGCUUGGAAUUUCAAUAUCUACAGAGCAACAAAAUGAUUCAAAGCAACCUAUCAGAAUUUAUUUAAAUUAUGAUGCUGUUGGUCACUCGUCCGAGAGAGAUUGUCAAAAUGUUGGUGACAUUGUGAAGCUUGGGGAGCCUCCUCUGAGUUCCAAUCAUGGUGUGCCACCUUGCAACCCUCAUGGCGAGCCUCCAGUUUUUGGUGACUGCUGGUAUAACUGCACUGCAGAAGAUAUUUCUGGCAAUGACAAAAGGCGCCGCCUUCGAAAGGCUCUAGGAAAGACAGCAGACUGGUUCAGAAGAGCUUUAGCAGUUGAGCCUGUGAAAGGUAACUUGCGGUUGAGUGGAUAUUCUGCAUGUGGACAAGAUGGAGGAGUACAGCUUCCACGUGAAUAUGUAGAAGAUGGUGUUGCUGAUGCAGACUUGGUCCUUUUAGUAACCACCAGGCCUACCACAGGAAACACUCUAGCAUGGGCAGUGGCGUGUGAGCGUGAUCAAUGGGGCCGUGCUAUUGCAGGGCAUGUCAAUGUCGCUCCUCGCCACUUGACUGCCGAAGCAGAAACGUUACUUUCAGCUACACUCAUACAUGAGGUCAUGCAUGUUCUUGGGUUUGAUCCACAUGCCUUUGCGCAUUUUCGCGAUGAGAGGAAAAGAAGGCGUAGCCAGGUUACUGAACAAGCGAUGGAUGAAAGGCUUGGGAGGAUGGUUACACGUGUUGUCCUCCCCCGUGUUGUUAUGCAUUCACGCUAUCAUUAUGGGGCAUUCUCUGAGAAUUUCACUGGUUUAGAGCUAGAAGAUGGGGGAGGACGUGGCACAUCAGGAUCCCACUGGGAGAAAAGGCUUCUCAUGAAUGAAAUUAUGACGGGCUCAGUUGAUACGAGAUCAGUAGUUUCAAAGAUGACACUAGCCUUGUUAGAGGAUAGUGGAUGGUACCAGGCUAAUUAUAGCAUGGCUGACCGUCUUGAUUGGGGCCGCAACCAGGGAACUGAAUUUGUUGUUGCUCCUUGCAAUCUCUGGAAGGGAGCAUAUCAUUGCAACACAACACAGUUAUCAGGUUGUACAUACAACAGGGAGGCCGAGGGUUAUUGCCCAAUUGUGACUUAUAGUGGGGAUCUUCCUCAGUGGGCCCGAUAUUUUCCACAGGCUAACAAAGGUGGGCAGUCCUCAUUAGCUGAUUAUUGCACUUAUUAUGUAGCUUAUUCUGAUGGAUCUUGCACAGACACCAACAGUGCACGAGCACCAGACAGGAUGUUGGGUGAGGUGAGAGGAAGCAGCUCAAGGUGUAUGGCCUCAUCACUAGUACGAACAGGAUUUGUUAGGGGUUCUAUAACCCAGGGAAAUGGUUGUUAUCAGCACAGGUGCUUUAAUAACUCUCUGGAGGUUGCUGUUGAUAGUAUUUGGAAAGUGUGCCCUGAAUCUGGUGGACCAAUUCAGUUUCCUGGAUUCAAUGGUGAGCUGAUUUGCCCAGCUUAUCAUGAACUAUGUAGCACAGAUCCAUCUCCUGCAUCUAUGGAAUGCCCCAGUUGGUGUAACUUCAAUGGAGACUGCAUUGAUGGAAGGUGUCACUGCUUUCUAGGGUUCCAUGGUCAUGAUUGCAGCAAACGCUUCUGCCCAAGCAAUUGUAGUGGAUAUGGGAAGUGCCUUCAAAAUGGCAUCUGUGAAUGUGAAAAAGGAUACACUGGCAUUGACUGCUCUACUGCAAUCUGUGAUGAACAAUGCAGCCUUCAUGGAGGGGUUUGUGAUAAUGGGGUUUGUGAGUUUCGUUGCUCGGACUAUGCUGGCUACACAUGCCAGAAUAGCACUAUGCUUGUCUCCAGUCUUUCUGUCUGCAAAGAUGUGCUAAAGAGUGAUGGUCCUGGGCAACACUGUGCACCCAGUGACUCAAGUGUAUUGCAACAGCUAGAAGAAGUUGUUGUGAUGCCCAACUAUAACCGAUUGUUCCCUGCUGUUGGUGUUGCUCGGAAGUUUUUGUUUUUCUUGAAGGAUGACUACUGUGAUGCAGCUGCUAAGCGGUUAGCUUGCUGGAUCUCAAUCCAGAAGUGUGACAACGAUGGUGACAACAGGCUUCGUGUGUGCCACUCAGCUUGCCAGUCAUAUAACUUAGCAUGUGGAGCAUCACUUGACUGCUUGGACCAAACCCUAUUCAGCAAUGAGGAGGAGGGUGAGGGUCAGUGCACGGGCUCCGACGAGAUCCCAGUCCCAUGGUAUAACCGUGUGCGGAGCAGGUUUUUUCUGUAACAAUUCCCAAAGAAGGGGAAUAUCUGUAAAUUAUAGGCAGCUCCAAUUAUUUGGCACCCUUCCGGCCGCCGGGGGGGUGGUUUGUAAUAUGGGUUUAUGUAGAGUUCUAGUGUUAGGUCAACGGCACGAAUUUGACGGUGCCCUCCUA
Messenger RNA from Diospyros lotus (date-plum), 3133 nucleotides. RefSeq lists its product as uncharacterized. The record is from RefSeq and is a predicted model, not a curated record. The coding region runs from base 430 to 2985 and encodes 851 amino acids. NCBI's taxonomy places the organism in Eukaryota, Viridiplantae, Streptophyta, Magnoliopsida, Ericales, Ebenaceae. Gene Ontology annotation, cellular component: membrane; cytoplasm. The transcript has 17 exons. Gene Ontology annotation, molecular function: metalloendopeptidase activity; protein binding. Gene Ontology annotation, biological process: proteolysis; cell adhesion.